This is a messenger RNA of Anisakis simplex (herring worm), 489 nucleotides long. The record is from the annotation of a GenBank genome assembly. NCBI's taxonomy places the organism in Eukaryota, Metazoa, Nematoda, Chromadorea, Rhabditida, Anisakidae.
UGUACGCUCUAUCCGGGCGCACCAGUGAUCUCGACGAAUGUUGAAUCGGAAAGUUGUUGGCAACAAGCAAUCUAUCCCGUUGAAGAGCCGUUCUCGGUGUCCGAUGGAGAUCAAUGCGUAGUCGCAAUUGAUGCGUUCCGCAAUCGAUUUUGUUGUCAACUGAAAAGAUGCGAUGAAGACAAAUUGUUGAGUGCUGCUGUUGAUAGCGUUGAGGAUGAAUGGGAGAUGCUCCCGGAGAAAUGUGAAAAAUCUUGUUCAACCAUUGAAAAACCAUUCAAUGGAAAUGAAGACGAUGAGGAAAUGGAUCUAAACGAAUGGGAACGCGCCUCUAAACAGACAUCGUCCGGUGUGAAGUGUGUGGCCGUGAUCGAUUCGAUCGCAGCCAAUGGGGAUAUGCGGAUCAUCACGUUGAACACCACGAAUUCGCAAGUGAAUGAUGUUGCAGAAAUGGAAGUGGACGAUGAGUUUUUGAAGAUAAAGAAGUCUGAU